This is a messenger RNA of Emiliania huxleyi CCMP1516, 1821 nucleotides long. RefSeq names its product glutamine amidotransferase. Gene Ontology annotation, molecular function: GMP synthase activity; ATP binding; GMP synthase (glutamine-hydrolyzing) activity. The transcript is spliced from 5 exons. Bases 1 to 1821 code for a protein of 606 amino acids. Gene Ontology annotation, cellular component: cytosol. The record is from RefSeq and is a predicted model, not a curated record. Gene Ontology annotation, biological process: GMP biosynthetic process. Lineage: Eukaryota; Haptophyta; Isochrysidales; Noelaerhabdaceae.
AUGUGCCCUGCCGCCCCCGCCCACUCCGAGCGCGUGGCGAUCCUGGACGCCGGCGCGCAGUACGGCAAGGUGAUCGACCGCCGCCUCCGCGAGCUCAAGGUCGAGUGCGAGCUGCUGCCCCUCCACACAUCCGCCGAGGACCUGCGCCGGGACGGCUACGCCGCGCUCGUCGUCUCUGGCGGCGGCGCGUCCGUGUACGCGGACGACGCGCCCAAGUACGACCCCAAGAUCUUCGAGAUGGGGCUCCCGAUCCUCGGCGUCGAGGAGGGGUCGACGCUGUUCGAGGGGCUCGGCUCGUCGACCAAGGUGCUGCUCACGCACGGCGACUCGGUCGACAAGCCCGCCGACGGCUUCCGCAUCGUCGGCCGCUCGGGCCAGAUCGUCGCUGCGAUCGAGUGCGCCGAGCGGCGGCUGUACGGCGUCCAGUUCCACCCCGAGGUGGACCUCCCGCCCCGCGCCGGCGCGCAGGUUGCCAAGCUGUCCGGCUCCUACACGAUGGAGUCGCGGCAGGAGGCGGCGAUCGAGGAGAUCCGCGCCACCGUGGGCGACAAGAAGGUGCUCGUCCUCGUCUCCGGCGGCGUCGACUCCUCCGUCUGUGCUGCUCUCCUGCACAAGGCCAUCGGGCCGGAGCGGCUGAUUGCGCUGCACAUUGACCACGGCUUCAUGCGUCACGAGGAGUCGUCGGGCGUCGUGAAGGCGCUCGCUGCGCUGGGCGUGCCGAUCGACGCGCUCGACGCGACCAAGGACUUUGCAGAGGCGGUCACCGAGGUCAACGGCAAGACCUCGCUCCCGCUCGCCACCGAGUGCGCGCCGGAGCUCAAGCGCAAGAUCAUCGGCGACACGUUCAUGCGGGUCACCCAGGCGAUGGUCGAGAAGAAGGGGCUCAAGGCGGAGGAUGUGUACCUCGCGCAGGGCACGCUGCGGCCCGACCUGAUCGAGUCGGCCUCCACCCUCGUUUCCUCCAACGCGAACCCGCGUUGGACUCCGACCCUUUCCCCGACCCUUCUCUCCCGACCCUUCUCGGACCCCUUCUCGGACCCCUUCUUCGUCCCGCAGGGGCGCAUCAUCGAGCCGCUCAAGGACUACCACAAGGACGAGGUGCGCGAGCUCGGGAUCGAGCUCGGGCUGCCGGCGCCGCUCGUCUGGAGGCAGCCCUUCCCCGGGCCCGGCCUCGCCAUCCGCACGCUCUGCGCGACCGAGCCGUACCUCACCGAGGAGUACGACCGCUCCUCGGCCGCCCUCGCUGCCGAGUGUGCCCGCCACCCCGAGCUGCGCCUCACUUCGGCGCUGCUGCCCGUCCGCACGGUCGGCGGCGACGGCCGCUCGUACUCGUACCUUGCCGCGCUCUCUUCCGACGCUCCGCCCGACGAGCAGUGGGAGGCGCUCUUCACGCUGGCGCAAGAGAUCCCGUGCCAUCUGCACGACGUGAACCGGAUCGUCUACGUGCUGGGCGAGAAGAUCGCCGCGGCGCCAAAGGCCAUCACGCCGACGACCCUCACGCGCGACGCGCUCGACCAGCUCCGCGCGGCGGACCACAUCGUCACGCAGACGCUGACCAAGUACAACCUGCUCCGCUCGCUCGCCCAGGUGCCGGUGGUGCUCUUCCCGGUCGGCUUCGGCGUGGAGGGAGCGCGCUCGAUCGGCAUCCGCGCCUUCAUCACCCGCGACUUCAUGACGGGCAAGCCCGCGCUGCCCGGCCGCGACCUCCCUCUCGAGAUGCUCGUCGAGCUGCAGCGGCGCAUCCUGGCCGAGGUGCCGGGCAUCGCGCGCAUCGCGCUCGACAUCACCUCCAAGCCGCCCGCCACGACCGAGUGGGAGUGA